Messenger RNA from Musa acuminata AAA Group (dessert banana), 1022 nucleotides. RefSeq names its product NAC domain-containing protein 104-like. The record is from RefSeq and is a predicted model, not a curated record. Bases 198 to 818 code for a protein of 206 amino acids. Gene Ontology annotation, molecular function: DNA binding. Gene Ontology annotation, biological process: system development; regulation of DNA-templated transcription. The transcript is spliced from 3 exons. Lineage: Eukaryota; Viridiplantae; Streptophyta; Magnoliopsida; Zingiberales; Musaceae.
CGUUGAUAGAACACUGUAUUGCUGUAGCUUUAUAGUGACAUAAAAUCUAUGUAUAAUAAUAACUCUAAUAUUCCCAUGUUGCUGCACUUCCGCACUGCGCUCGUGCCCUUCUUGACUUGCCUGCGUCACGGGCUAUAAAUGUGGACCUUUUACUGCUUAUCUCCAUUCUCUCUCUGGUGCUGUUGUCCUGCGAAAGCAUGGGAGAAGGGAGCAACCUACCACCUGGUUUCCAGUUCUUCCCCUCCGACGAGGAGCUGGUCGUCCAUUUCCUCCGUCCCAAGGCCGCGCACCUUCCUUGCUAUCCCGACAUCAUCCCCACGAUCGAUCUCCACCACUGCGACCCGUGGGACCUCGAUGGUAAAGCUCUUCAAGGAGGAAACCGCCAUUGGUACUUCUUCACCCGCAGAAGCCAGAACAGGGCAACAGCUAACGGAUACUGGCAUGCUGUCAGCACCGACGAGACCGUGACUAGCAAUCACACGCCUGUUGGUAUAAAGAAGACUCUCAGGUACUAUCUUGGCGAAGCUCCUGAGGGCAUCAAGACCAAUUGGUUGAUGCACGAGUACCAUCUACCCGACGCUGGUCUUGGUAGUAGCAGCAGCAGCAAUGGUGGCAGCACCAGCAGCAGCAACAGUAGCAGAAGGAAGAGAGCAGGUCAACCGACAAGAACAGAAUCGAACAAAUGGGUCGUUUGCCGAGUUCAUGAGUCGGCCGGGGGUUCGCAGUCGAGCUUCCACGACGACGGGUCAGAGCUUUCCUGCCUGGAUGAGGUGUUCUUGUCCUUGGAUGAUCUUGAUGACAUAAGCUUGCCAAACUGAGGCCUCAUCUGCAGGUCCAGUCGAAGAGUAAUUCUCUAACAGUGUAAUUAAGAUCCCUCGGUGCUCGUCUCAUGUUCAUCCUCAAUAAGUAAACUAGGCUAAGUCAAGCGAGCUGUAUGCUGUCCUUAUUGCAAUAUACUUAGGUCCAAGUAGACUUUUGGUACAUAUAUAUAUAUAUAUAUAUAUAUAUAUAUAGUGGCUGUG